AUGCCUCCGUCAAAGGGCAUCAGGUCCUCGCGAGCGUCGGGGAUCGCUUCUCCGACCUUUAUCCAAGUCAGGGGCCCUGGUGACUCGUCGUGGCGCAAGGCAGUUCGCUCUCAGGCGGCGUCGGCGCGUCAUUCGGCUGCUCGACGGCAGCGUCUCGUUGACCACCAGCAGCACCAGCAGCAGCAGGCUGAUGCAGCGCAAGAGGUUGCGGCGGAUGAAGUAGCUUGUAUCCUGCAAAACCCAGAGAGCCUAUGCGGCAUCAGGAGCGUGGAUCCAUUCGAUAGCCUGGGCAGGUCCACGACACGCACCGAAUGCUUCCUCAUGAAUCACUUUCUGCAACAUCUAGCAACUCACGCCACAAUCCUCAUCGAGGCAGACGCCGAGACUCUGAGUUAUACAGGCAUGAGGCUUGGUUGGGUGCAGCUUUCCGUUACUGAUGGAGAACUGCUCAAUGCCCUCUUCCUCUCCACAUGUGGGAACCUCAUUGAGCUUGGCGCCACUGGCGACUAUUAUAAGCGUGCAUUGGCCUAUAGGGCUGAGUGUAUGCACACCGUCAAUGAAGCUCUAUCCAAUGAAACGUCGAAUCCGAAAACCAGUACUAUUCUUAUCGUCGUAGCCUUGGCUCUAGACGCUAUGAAAUUCGGAGACUUGUCUGUUGCGAAAAGGCACUGUGAUGCGGUGAAUCUCAUGGCCCAAAUGCAAUGGGAUUCGCAGACGUUCGGUGCAAGGGAAGCAUCGAGUCCUCUUGGACCGUGGGCACAAUCUGUCACCAAGCGCAUACUAAAUUGGCAGGGCAAACGGCAUCCAUGCUCAUCGCCUUUGCUCUCCUCCUAUCUCAUCAGCGAAUAG
Pestalotiopsis fici W106-1 is the source of this 849-nucleotide messenger RNA. RefSeq lists its product as uncharacterized. Bases 1 to 849 code for a protein of 282 amino acids. The transcript has 3 exons. The record is from RefSeq and is a predicted model, not a curated record. NCBI's taxonomy places the organism in Eukaryota, Fungi, Ascomycota, Sordariomycetes, Amphisphaeriales, Sporocadaceae.